Molecule: messenger RNA, 4229 nt
Organism: Peromyscus maniculatus bairdii (prairie deer mouse)
Lineage: Eukaryota; Metazoa; Chordata; Mammalia; Rodentia; Cricetidae
Source: RefSeq, a predicted model, not a curated record
UCACAGGGAGCCCUCCAGGAAAUCCCCUUCUAGUGUUUAGUCCACACACGUGAGUCUUCCCCAAAGUUGGGCGAGAGUCCCGUCCGCUCUGCAUUCCUUCUGCGUCUCUGACAUGGAGGAAAUGCUGUCUUUUUGGGAUGUGGCCAUUGAUUUCUCUCCAGAAGAAAGGGAAUGCCUGGAGCCUGCUCAGUGGAAUUUGUACAGGGAUGUGAUGUUGGAGAAUUACAGCAACCUUGUGUUCCUUGGUCUUAUUGUGUCAAAGCCACACCUAGUGACAUUUUUGGAGCAAAGACAAGAGCCUUCAUAUGUGCAGAGACAAGCAGCAGCCAACGUGCAUCCAGGAACAACACCUAAUGAUUAUAACAUUUACAACAAAGCCAUUGAUUGUAACCCACUGCAUAUUCAACACCAGAGAAUUCAUACAAAGGAAAAACUCUACAAGUGUGAUGAAUGUGGAAAGGGCCUAAGUUCUCAUAAAACACUUUCCAUACACAAGAGACUUCAUACUGGAGAAAAACCUUAUAUGUGUAUAAUAUGUCGUAAGGCUUUUAAUACUCGAGCAUCACUUUUUAUACACCAGAAAAAUCAUACUGAUGAAAAAACCUACAAAUGUGAAGAAUGUGGCAGAUUAUUUUACUAUCCUUCAAUGCUGAAGCAACAUCAAAGAAUCCAUUCUGGAAAGAAACCCUACAAGUGUGAAGAAUGUGGCAAAGCUUUUUAUGAGCUAUCAUUCCUUCAGGUGCAUCAGCGAAUUCAUUCUGGAGAGAAACCCUACAAAUGUGAAGAAUGUGGCAAAGCUUUUUAUGAACCAUCAUUCCUUCAGGUACAUCAACAAAUUCACACUGCAGAGAAAUCCUACAAGUGUGAAGAGUGUGGCAAAGGAUUUUCUUACUUUGCACACCUUAAGCAGCAUCAGACAGUCCACACUGGAGAGAAACCAUACAAGUGUGAGGAGUGUGGUAAGUGCUUUUCCUUAUCUUCAUCCCUUAGACGACAUCAAACAAUUCACUGGGAAGACAAUCCCUACAAGUGUGAAGAGUGUGGCAGAUGUUUUUAUUCAUCUUUAUCCCUUAGAGGACAUAAAAAAAUCCAUUCUGAAGACAAUCCUUAUAUGUGUGUACAAUGUGGCAAACGGUUUUCCUGUUCUAGGCAUCUUCAGGAACAUCGAACAGUUCAUACUGGAGAGAAACCAUACAAGUGUGAAGAGUGUGGUAAAUGUUUUUCCUUAUCAUCAUCCCUUAGACGACAUCAAAUAAUUCACUGGGAAAACAACCCCUACAAGUGUGAAGAGUGUGGCAGAUGUUUUUACUCAUCUUCAUCCCUUAGAGGACAUCAAAUUAUCCAUUCUGAAGUCAAUCCUUAUAUGUGUGUACAAUGUGGCAAACGAUAUUCCUCUUCUAGGGAUCUUCAGGAACAUCAAACACUUCAUACUGGAGAGAAACUGUACAAGUGUGAAGAAUGUGGCAAAGACUUUCGAAAGGCCAUUGAUUGUAACUCACUAAUUAUGCAACACCAGAGAAUUCAUUCAAGGGAGAAACUCUACAAGUGUGAAGAAUGUGGUAAGGGCCUUAGUUCUCAUAAAACACUUUCCAUACACAAGAGACUUCAUACAGGAGGAAAAUCCUACACUUGUAAAGAAUGUCAUAAGACCUUCAAUACUUGCUCAUCACUUUUUAUACACCAGAAAAACCAUACUGAUGAAAAAACCUGCAAGUGUGAAGAAUGUGGCAAAUUAUUUUAUUAUCCUUCAAUGCUGAAGCAACAUCAAAGAAUUCAUUCUGGAGAGAAACCCUACAAGUGUGAAGAAUGUGGCAAAUUAUUUUACUAUCCUUCAAUGCUAAAGCAACAUCAAAAAAUUCAUUCUGGAGAGAAGCCCUAUAAGUGUGAAGAAUGUGGCAAAUUAUUUUACUAUUCUUCAAUGCUGAAACAGCAUCAAAGUAUUCAUAGUGGAGAGAGACCAUACAAGUGUGAAGAAUGUCACAAAGCCUUUCAUUAUUACUCAAGCCUUAAAAACCACAAAGCAGUUCAUACUGGAGAAAAACUCAACAAGUGUAAACUGAGAAGAAAAAAAUUUACUAAGCCUGCCUUCCACACGGAGGACAAGGCAGCUUAUAUCACAGAGAAAGCCUACAAGUGUGAAGAGUGUGGCAAGUGCUUUUGCUCAUCUUCAUCCCUUAGACGACAUCAAAUAAUCCAUUCUGAAGACAAUCCCUGCAAAUGUGAAGAGUGUGGCAAAAAGUUUUCCUCCUUUGCACGCCUUCAAGAGCAUCAGACGGUCCAUAGUGGAAAGAAACCAUACAAGUGUGAAGAGUGUGGCAAAUGUUUUUGCUCAUCUUCAUCUCUUAAAGGACAUCAAACAAUCCAUUCUGAAGACAAUCCCUAUACUUGUGAAGAGUGUGGCAAAAAGUUUUCCUACUUUGCACACCUUCAAGAGCAUCAGACGGUCCAUACUGGAAAGAAACCAUACAAGUGUGAAGAAUGUCACAAAGCCUUUCGUUAUCACUCAUCCCUUACUAAACACAAGAAAGUUCAUACUGGACAGAAACCCUACCAGUGUGAAGAGUGUGAUAGAUGGUUUUCCUCAUCUUCAUCUCUUAGACAACAUAAAAAAAAGAAAAUUCACUCUGAAGAAAAUUCGUAAAACUGAGGGGAAUGUACAAACACUUAGUUAAUUGUUUUAUCUGUACUCAAUACAUGAUAGAAUUUAUAUGGGAGAGAAAUCCUACAAAUGUCUUAAAAAGUUUACUUCUCAACCCUUAAAAGAAAGCAAAUGAUUUAUUCUGGCUACAAACUUCCAUGAGUAUGUGAAGUGUGGUAAAAUCUUUGCUGAUAAUUCAGGUCUUAUCCACUCUAAUGUAUCCAUAGAGGAGAAUAUUAAGUUAAUUAUUUUGGAAUGUCAACACAAACAUCUAAUUAUCAAGAGCACAAAUACUAAGUAUGUCAUCAGAGAAGAGUAGAGACUUCUCUUUGCUGUAACCAACAACAGUUUGUUCAAGCAGUGUGUUUGAAACAUGUCUUGAUUAAUGGGUCUCUUUCUUCUGUAACUAUAAAUGUUCCCUGAAACCUUUACCAUGCCCUAACUUUGUCCACAGGGUACCUGGAAUCUGAGAUCUGGGCUGUGGCAUAGUUACUCUUGUUUUUCCCAGUGGAGUCAUCCAAGCUCCUGUCAUAUCUCCCCUUGGUGUGUAAGAAGCUCUGUCUCUCAGCUAGCAGGUUUUCACCCAGCAUUUGGCUCCUGAAUUCUUAUUGGUAAAAUAAAAGGCUAGAAGUUAGUUAAAACUACUGGAAGGCUCUUCCGGUCUUAGGCCUCAGCGUCAAGGCAGCAGCUACAGAGACUCAGUCAUCAGCUGAGUCAGAGAUGGCAUCAGGUGCAGCUGCUGUGCAUCAGAUAAAAAACAACAGUGCCCGUAGAGCAAUAAUGACAGGAAAGUUAUGAGAGCAACCAGUCACUUUCUGUUUGGAUUUGAAGCUUAUCCACAAAUGGUAACUGGUGUGAUGCUAAUUUGGUGAUAUACUUGUGCCUGGCUAGGUGAUAAGCCCUAGGGAGAAUUUAAUGCUGUUAUUCUAAUAAGUGGAUACUAACUAAAUGAACCCAAGUUCUCAUCCUUAUACUCGCAGAGUCAGGGUCCCAAGUCCUCAUCUUUAUACCCACAUUGUAAAAGAGGUCCCUUACAAACAUCUAAAGCCACAAGUCAGAGACUCCUGAGGGAAAAGAGGAAGAAAGAAUGUCAGAGGCAGAAACAGGAGAUGUCUGCACUGAGACAGCAGAAAUGUUUAAACAUUUCUAGAACAGUGAAACAUUGCUAGAAAUGUCAGCACCAUUUCAUGCUUGAACACACUGGGGCUAUUGCUACCUGUACAACACUUACACAGACUAAACCCCAGCAUACAAUAAGCAUGGUUGCCUAAGGGUCUCACUAUGUCUCACCCUGUGGAGGAGCUGUUUGGCAAUUGAUGGCUCCUGAGGGAGACAGUCAAUCUGAGAGUCUUCCAGUUUUCAGUCAACUGUCCUACACCCCUUCACAUGGAGGGAGCACUAAGUGGGAUGAAGAAAUAACACAGAAAAAGCUCACCAAGGUGGGAGAGUAAGUGUUUUUAAGGGUAAGAAACAAUAGGUGAAGGAAUGUGAAGAUUUGAAUUCGUGUAACAAAUUCUACCCAAAUAAAUAUCAUUUUACCUUAUUGGUUUUGUAUAUGUCCAAACUUGACUGGUUUUAGCAGUGAUUACAG